AUGACAGAUUCAGAGCCAGUCGUCAGCCACGAGGCUGAAGGGGAGGAGACCUGGGCUGGAGACUUUGAUCCUUUCUCCGAUCCCGAAGAGCGACGAGUUCUUUUCGCCGCGUUUGAUUCCUUCCGACAAUACCGGCGAACGGCGCAUCAAAACACGACGCAUCGCCGGCGACAAGCUUUCUACGCCUUGCCCUCUGCCCACUGGCAGAUGCUCUCGGAGCCUCCAUUUAACAUUCUAGACACCUUCAACAAGGUCGAUGAUGCUAUUGACACCAAUGCUGAAAUCGCCGAUGCCAUCCUCGCCGUGGGCCUGGAGUCCUUUGGGCUCCCCGCCAACCCAGACAAGGACGACACCAACCAGAACUGGCACGAGACAGCCACAGCAUCCGAUGUGAACAAGGCGCAUUCAACCAUUCGCCAAUUCUACCGCGACUGGAGCGCUGAAGGUCGCGCUGAGCGGGCAGUCUGCUACGACCCCGUCCUCCAGGACCUCCACGCCGAGUUUCAGACGCGCCGAGACGCGGGCGAGGAGAUUCGCGUGCUGGUCCCGGGUGCUGGACUAGGCCGACUCGUCUUUGAAGUCUGUCUGGCUGGGUAUGCAGCCGAAGGCAAUGAGAUCUCGUACCACCAGUUGCUAGCCAGCAGCUGGAUUCUGAACCACACGGCCGGUCCCGCGGCGCACGCGCUGCAUCCCUUCGCCCUGCACUUCUCCAAUCUACACUCUCGAGCGCAGCAGUUACGGCGCGUCAUGAUCCCGGAUGUCCACCCGGGCACGGCGAUCCAGGAAGCAGCGCAGACGCGAGCGCCGAUCGGGUCAAUGUCCAUGUCCGCGGCAGACUUUGUGGUACUAUACACGGAACCGAGUAACCGCGAGUCCUUUAACGCGGUAGCGACCGUAUUCUUCAUCGAUACGGCGCCCAACCUGAUCCGAUACAUCGAGGCGAUUCACCAUUGUCUCAUGCCGGGGGGUCUCUGGAUUAAUGUGGGACCGCUGCUGUGGCAUUUCGAGGACGGACAUCCCCGGUCGGAUGGGGGAGAGACGGGCGAGGAGAAGGGCAAGGGCAAAGAUGCCUCGGGCAUUGGGGAGCCGGGCAAUGUGGAGUUGAGUGAGGAUGAAGUUUUGUGUUUGGUGGAGCGCAUGGGUUUCCGGGUUGAGGCACGGGCUGGCGAUCGGAGGCCGUGCGGCUACAUUCAGGAUGGGGAGAGUAUGCUUCAGAACUUGUAUCAGCCAUCGCACUGGGUGGCGCGGAAAGUGGCUCAGUAG
Molecule: messenger RNA, 1263 nt
Organism: Penicillium cataractarum
Lineage: Eukaryota; Fungi; Ascomycota; Eurotiomycetes; Eurotiales; Aspergillaceae
Exons: 2
Coding region: 1-1263 (420 amino acids)
Molecular function (GO): S-adenosylmethionine-dependent methyltransferase activity
Source: RefSeq, a predicted model, not a curated record